AGACCAAUUAGAAAAAAAGGUGGAGUCUUUGGGACUUGAGAGUUUGAGCUCAAACAAAAAGGUAGAGACUUUGCAGAGCUGAGCAGCUGAGCAGGGUUUCCACACUCCUCUCUUUGAUCCACCACUGUAAAUUAUCAAGGCUCCCUCUUCAAAGACUGCUGGGUUGGGAGAAUGCUCUGUUCUAGCAAAGACUGCUGUUGGCUACCCAUGGAAACAUGCUCGUGUACCAUAUUUACUGCGUAUUGUAUUGGUUGUUUGUCCUGGUGAAGUUAUACCUUAUGGAUAGAAAUCUGAGUAAAGGUGCAAUGGAUCAACCGAAAUACAGCACUGUUGAAACUAGAAACGAUGGAUAUGGGUCUGCCAAUCAACGGUUUUUUCCGGAUCCAUCAAAUAAUAUUAACAGUAACAUGCGACCUCCAGAGUAUAAUGUUUCUGUUGGAACCAGACCUGUAUUAAAUUACUCUAUUCAGACUGGCGAGGAAUUUUCUCUUGAAUUUAUGCGGGAAAGGGUGAACGCAAGGCAGCAUUUGUUAGUCCCACAUGCCUCUGGGGAUCCUAAUAGUGCUUCUAGAUAUAUGGGUUUAAAAGGCCUACUUGGAAUGAACCAAUCAGGCUCAGAGAGUGGAUCUGAUGUUUCUAUGCUGAAUUUGGCAGAGAAAGAUCUUGUCCAGGAAAAUGAAAAAAAGGCAUCUUCUCCUCCUGAAAAUCAGAGUUACUAUGAUUCGGUACGGUUACCACCAACCUCAUCAAGAAAUGACAUCAAUCGAGGACUUUCUUAUGCCUCUUCAGGAGUGUCUGAUAGCUCAUCGAGAAAAGUGAAGUUCCUGUGCAGCUUUGGUGGUAAAAUCUUGCCUCGUCCUAGUGAUGGGAAGCUUAGAUAUGUCGGUGGUGAAACACGUAUCGUCCGGAUAACCAAGGAUAUCUUUUGGCACGAUCUCAUGCAGAAACUGUUGGCAGUUUAUGAUCAAACUCAUACAAUAAAGUAUCAGCUUCCGGGCGAGGAUCUUGAUGCAUUAGUUUCUGUUUCGUCUGAUGAGGAUCUGCAAAAUAUGAUGGAGGAAUGCCUACAAGAUGGAGGAUCACAGAGGCCUAGGAUGUUCCUGUUUUCUAGUCUUGAUUUAGAGGAAUCUCAAUCUGGCCACGAAAGCAUGGAGGCGGAUUCUGAGAGGGAAUAUGUUGUUGCUGUAAAUGGGAUAGACCUAGGUUCAAAAAAGAAUUCUAUUGCUCUGGCAAGUUCUUCAGGCAACAAUUUGGAAGAGUUACUCAGUCUAAAUGUUGCAAGGGGCAGCACUCACACUCUGCCUGAUACAGCUUGUACUAGUACUGUACCUUCAGUGGUAGAAGUGCCUUCCUCAGUUAAUCAAUCUUCUCAUUCAGCGGUUCCUGGUUCUUCAAGCGAGUCCAACUCACAGCUUUAUCAGGGACAAAAAUUGCAUAGUGGAGACACCCAAUUGGCAGCUUUGAACCCUGUGGAGAGCUUCCUUGCAAAAGAUGAACAAACUUCAGUUCUCUCAUCUGUUCCAGUGCAAUAUGAUUUUGGUUCUCAGCCUCCUAAUUACGCAAUUGGAGAAAAUGUAGGUUCUAUGCCUUUCUAUGGACAGCCAAUUCAACAAGGAGGUUUGAUUGAAGAUCAGCUAUAUGCUGGAAUACAUGGGCAAGAUACAGAAUUACCCAUGAAGGAGGUGGAAUUGAAAAGAGAUAGCUCAGCCCAAAAGAUAAAUGAAGCUGAAAAAGUUCAAUCUUUAGAGGACACUCCACCGAAGGAAGCAAGAAUGACAAGAGAAAGCUCUCUCCAGAAUGAAACUGAUAAAGUUCGAAGUUUAGCAAAUGAGAAGACUGUUUCUGUAACUCCAUACGAUGGUUCCGUUCCAAAUUAUAUUUCUAGGGAUGAAGUUUCAGUUGCCACUUCAGUAGCAGAGACAGGGUCACCCUUAUUGACUACAAGAAGCAACAAAAAGCUCCUGGAACCUCGACAGAAUUCAACCACCUCUGAAGGUGUUAAUGAUGGGCAAAAGAACAAUGAAGAUGACCGUUUCCACACAGCAGCCAGUGGACUGUCUAAUCCUGGAUAUGGUGGCUCUGAAGUUGAUUCUAGAUAUGCUGGCUCUGAUGUUGACUCUAGAUAUGCUGGCUCUGAGGUUGAUUCUAUGGACUUUAGCUACCUUGAACAACCUGUGGUUCCUCCGCGUGUCUAUCAUUCAGAAAGAAUCCCCAGGGAGCAAUCAGGAUUGAAACGUUUAUCAAAAUCUGGUGAUUCUUUUGGUUCUCCGUUUAUGAUAGCUCAGGCACAUCCUGAUCACAAGCACCCAAUCAUGGAAUCUGUUGAGAAAUUGCAUGAUGAAAAUGUCACUUUGCAGUCUCAGCAGCCUGUCUUACCUCCUAAACUAGUCUACAAAAAUCCACAGACAGUCGAAGAGGGGCUUGAGCAAAAGGUACAGAAAUCUGACUCAAGAAAUGUAGUUGCUAAUUCAGGUGAUGGCCGUGAAACAGGCAGGCUAAACAAUAACUACGGAGACCGAACGAUCAAUGAUAAACAAGCAGCGCUGACUCAACUAAGAGCUGAUCAAGAAACUUCUCUCAAGCCUACAGAUGAUUCUGCUUCAGUUCCACCAGAAUUUGAAUGGACUGGCAGUAAGGACUACGGAAAUAAUGUCAAGGGUUUUGUAAACCCUGUGGCUCAGAAAGAGAACCCAAUUACAGGUGGUGGCAAUGGCAAGCCUGCUGUUGGUGUUGGCACUACAGAGCACGGGGAUAUUCUUAUUGAUAUUAAUGAUCGUUUUCCCCGUGAUUUUCUGUCGGAUAUAUUUUCCAAAGCUGGGACAGACCUUUCUGGUGUCAGUCCACUUCCUGGGGAUGGAACUGGCUUGAGCUUGAACAUGGAGAAUCACGAACCUAUGCAUUGGUCAUACUUCCGGAAUUUGGCCCAGAAUGAAUUUGUGAGGAAGGAUGUAUCCCUUAUGGAUCAGGACCAUCUCGGUUUCUCAGCCCCGCUGACAGGUAUUGGAGAAGGAGCUCCAGUUGAUUACAGCUAUCCACCUUUGAAGUCUGCUGGAGUUGUUUUCGGUCACACUGAAUCACAUAUCAGUUUUGAUGAGGAUAUUCGGCAAGAUUUGGCAUCUAUAACUGGACCCACCGCCGUCAAUGUAGAUUCAGAUUAUAAUCCUUCUCUACCUGAGGGAAUUGAAAGUGAGCAGGUGGAUGGGGUAAAUCAUAUAUUACGAGAAUCAGAAUAUGAGGAUGACAAGCUAGAUAACAACAACACAGGUGUGCCACAUGGUGAUCUUUCUCUGGAAGAUUUUGAUAUUACUACCUUGCAGAUCAUAAAAAAUGAAGAUCUUGAAGAGCUUAGGGAAUUGGGUUCUGGCACGUUUGGGACUGUUUAUCAUGGAAAGUGGAGGGGAACAGAUGUUGCCAUUAAGCGAAUAAAAAAAAGCUGUUUCACCGGGCGCUCAUCAGAGCAAGAAAGAUUGACAAUUGAGUUCUGGCGGGAAGCCGAAAUUCUUUCAAAGCUUCACCAUCCAAAUGUGGUGGCAUUUUAUGGAGUCGUACAGGACGGACCAGGGGCAACCAUGGCCACUGUUACGGAGUUCAUGGUGAAUGGCUCUCUGAGGCAUGUUUUACUUAGCAAGGAGAGGCAUCUUGAUCGCCGUAAAAGGCUCAUUAUUGCUAUGGAUGCAGCAUUUGGAAUGGAGUAUCUGCAUUCAAAAAAUAUAGUGCACUUCGAUUUGAAAUGUGACAAUUUGCUUGUAAACUUGAAAGACCCUUUACGACCCAUUUGCAAGGUAGGAGAUUUUGGGCUGUCUAAAAUCAAAAGAAAUACCUUAGUUACAGGUGGUGUGAGGGGAACCCUUCCAUGGAUGGCUCCUGAGCUGCUUAAUGGUAGCAGCAGUAAGGUUUCAGAAAAGGUUGAUGUAUUUUCCUUUGGCAUUGUCUUAUGGGAGAUUCUUACUGGUGAGGAGCCUUAUGCCAAUAUGCAUUAUGGAGCAAUCAUAGGAGGCAUUGUCAACAACACAUUGAGGCCACUUGUACCUGGGUAUUGUGACGCCGAAUGGAAAUUGCUGAUGGAGCAAUGCUGGGCCCCUGAUCCCACUAUUCGCCCAUCAUUCACAGAAAUUGCCAGACGAUUGCGGGUGAUGUCUGCAGCUUGCCAAACUAAGCCGCAACAGCAGAACCAGGUAGCCAAGUAGCAGUGCCGGGAUCAGUCCCCAUGCAAACUUACAUUUACCAUGCGAUGAACAUAAGACUUUAUAUAUAUACUCCGUAUAGGUUGCGUGUGUUAUAAGAGUCGGGAGAAAUGCUCCCGUAGUAAGGUGGGUCUGGAAGUAUUUCUGGACAGCGAUUGUGUAUUUGGUGCAUAAAAAGGGACGGAUUGGCU
Messenger RNA from Fragaria vesca subsp. vesca, 4375 nucleotides. RefSeq lists its product as uncharacterized. Gene Ontology annotation, biological process: protein phosphorylation; signal transduction. The record is from RefSeq and is a predicted model, not a curated record. The transcript is spliced from 9 exons. Gene Ontology annotation, cellular component: cytoplasm. The coding region runs from base 216 to 4187 and encodes 1323 amino acids. Gene Ontology annotation, molecular function: protein kinase activity; protein binding; ATP binding. Lineage: Eukaryota; Viridiplantae; Streptophyta; Magnoliopsida; Rosales; Rosaceae.